This is a messenger RNA of Micropterus salmoides (largemouth bass), 3430 nucleotides long. RefSeq names its product mesoderm induction early response 1b, transcriptional regulator (gene mier1b). NCBI's taxonomy places the organism in Eukaryota, Metazoa, Chordata, Actinopteri, Centrarchiformes, Centrarchidae. Gene Ontology annotation, cellular component: nucleoplasm. The transcript is spliced from 13 exons. Gene Ontology annotation, molecular function: transcription corepressor activity; histone deacetylase binding. The record is from RefSeq and is a predicted model, not a curated record. Gene Ontology annotation, biological process: negative regulation of transcription by RNA polymerase II. The coding region runs from base 277 to 1821 and encodes 514 amino acids.
CGGCUGUUGUAGCUAAAUGUGGUUUAAUGCAGGCGGUAAACACCACUGCAGCUAUGAGAUUGAUAGUGUUGUGAUGCUGCCUGUAUUUUCCCUCAGGAAGUAGUGACAGUCUUUUGUUUCUUUCCUUGUAAAACUGCAGUCAGGUUUUAGGGCACAGGGUCGGGCGCGCUUUUCCUGAAUUCCCGUUCAUGACCUACUGCCAAACCCUCCCUCGGGAAUUCGAGCCCAGGAGGUUCAGCAGGUUCCGAUGACCAUGAUUUCGACCCAUCAGCAGACAUGCUUGUCCAUGACUUUGAUGAUGAACGCACCCUGGAGGAGGAGGAAAUGUUGGAGACAUCAGAUGAGACCAACACCAACGAGAUUGAAGAUCUUGCACGAGAAGGAGAGAUGCCGAUUCAUGAGCUGCUGAAUCUGUAUGGUUAUGGGGGCGGUUCACCAGCAGAUGAGGAUGAGGAAGAGGAAGAAGAACCAGAGGAAGAAGAGGAUGAUGAUGAGGAGGAUGAGGAAGACGACCUAGACAAUGAUGAAAGCAGCAGAAGCACUGGCGAGUUGAAAAGAAAUGAGGGUGAGGGUGUUAAGAACUCAUCAGCACAGGGGGAUGAGGCCCAGGUAACCUCUGAUGGUCGCACACGUUCUGUCAGGUCCCUUGGCACAGCAGAACUUAUUCGCCCCCAGAAACUCAAGUACUUUGAAAGUAACAAUGAUGCCGAGGAGGAGUCAGAUGAAGAUGAGGACUAUGUUCCAUCUGAAGACUGGAAGAAGGAAAUCAUGGUGGGUUCCAUGUACCAGGCAGAAACUCCUGUUGGCCUGUGCAAAUAUAAAGACAAUGAAAAAGUUUAUGAAAAUGAUGACCAGUUGUUAUGGAACCCCGAGUGUCUUCCUGAAGGCAAAGUGGUGGAGUUCUUGACAGAGGCAUCAAGGCGGACGGGAGAGGAGAAGGGAGUGGAUGCAAUCCCAGAGGGAUCCCAUAUCAAAGACAAUGAGCAGGCAUUGUAUGAACUGGUGAAAUGUGACUUUGACACAGAGGAAGCUUUAAGAAGACUAAGGUUUAAUGUAAAAGCAGCCAGAGGGCGUUCUGCACUUGGAUCAUCAUUUUUUGUUUUUAAGAAGAUUUUGCAGCUACAAGAUUUAACACAUAUUCUCUCCGUAACAGAGGAGCUAUCUGUCUGGACUGAAGAGGAAUGUAGAAAUUUUGAACAAGGACUAAAAGCUUAUGGGAAAGACUUUCAUUUAAUACAGGCCAACAAGGUGAGAACUAGGUCUGUAGGAGAAUGUGUGGCCUUUUAUUACAUGUGGAAGAAGUCUGAGCGUUAUGAUUUCUUUGCACAGCAAACCAGACUUGGGAAAAGGAAAUACAACCUUCACCCUGGUGUCACAGACUACAUGGACAGAUUACUGGAUGAGACAGAGAGCGCGACGUCUAGCAGGGCGGCGUCACCUCCUCCCACCACGUCCAGCAGCAGCGCCAGCCACUCGGAGAGGGAAGACGGCAGCAGUCAGAACGGUAUUGCAAGCCACAACUCAAGCCACACAGUGGAUGGUGCUCUGCUGCCCCCAGUGAAUCAAGUCAAAUCUGAGUCGGUUCAGUCCAACGGGCCUUCUCAUCCGUUAGUGGAAGCUCCUCCUCCCAUUUCCGACCACAACUCCAAUGGCUGCAGCCAACCCGGUGCGCCCAGCCACGACCAAAAUGGUUCUCUGGAGCCUCCGCUGGACCACAGAGACACGGCAAUAUCACAUGAAAGGCCGGCGAAGAGAUGCAGGACGGAGGCAGAGCCGCUGGGCCAAAGUGAGGUGGAGCCAUCCAGAACACAGGAGAACUGAAGGAUCUAGAUCUCAGUGAUGUUAGCUACUAGACACUGAAUUGGGGUGAAACAUCUUUCCUACUUCCCCUCUUGUGGGCAGAGGUAUGGGGUGAAGAGGAUGAUUAAGAUGAGCCCCUCAUGGCCUGUGAGCGCAAUGUCUCCUGAGAGCAAAGACUCUUUAGAAAGGUCACGGGUCACUCGAAGAACAAAGCCAGCCAAACUGCAGCUGGUCCUCCAGGAGGGGUAGUGGCCGCCCCGUCUCCCCGUCCCUCCGACACAUCCAUGUACUGACCACCGGCAAAGCUCGUCCCAAAGUACCGCAGCUCCAUCGUGUCCUACAAAACAUCUUCUACCCAUCGUCUUUAUUCUCUUUCUGGAGACUGACUGACAAAAUUUUGCCAAGAAAUUCCUUUUUCUAUUUGUACUCAAAGAAAAUAAAUCACCUGUGAUAUUUUUUUACACAAGAGAUAUUUAUAUUUUUUACCAAAAGAAAACUAUGAUGGGUAGUUGCCGUUCAAGCUGUUUGAACAUUUGAUGAAACGGGACAUAUUGUAAACGAUUGUGUGCUCAAGUUCAUAAAAAGAGGCAAAGCAGGCAAACACAAGAUGAGCAAGGCUGGUGCUGUCGCUGGCCCUCUUUCGUUGCACUUUGAUUGUAUGUUUGUCAUCUUUAUUAAUAAGGAGUGGUGUUGAAACCCAGCAGAAAUACACUUUCACUCCUCUUCUGAACCCACUCUGACUUUUGUCAUCCAUCUGUUUGUUUGAUUAUGAUAAAUAAACCAAUGGGUUAGUCCCCCCACUGGUUUGUUUGUGUAAAGCAGCUGACAUCAGUGAUGUCCUGUAUUAUAUAACUCAUCAUGUAGAAGAUCGCUGUAUUUUUGGAUUUUCAUGGUCAGUGCUUUGCUCAACGCUUUUGUUUUUACUAGACAGAAUGUCCGUGAUUUUUAAUGUAAACUUUGUAUAGAUUUCUUACCUUGAGCAGCUGGUACAUUUUUUACAACUGUCUGUUCAUCUUUGUAUUUUCUCGUCUUCCUUGUAGGCCAUGCUUUUCGUUGAGAAAUUUCUGAGAUGGAUGUAAUAAAAUAAAAAAAAAAGUAGCCAUUCCUCUUUUCCCUCUGUUUGGCAGUACUUACCAUUCCUGUGUGACCGUGCUCUAUCGGCUCAGUGUUUGUAGCAGAGAGCCUCAUAUUUUGUCCAUAAAAACAGCACCACAUUGUGGUUGAGUGUUCUGCUUGUCUUUGAUUUAAAAACUUGCGCUGACUGAAAGUGCUCAGUUUUAAUCAAUAUUUACUUUACUCAGUGGCUUCAGAGCAGUGGGUUUCCAGCAGUUAAACAGGCCAGGUUGCCAUUGGGGUGUGACCUUGAAGACUGUCAUUUGUUUUAGUACAGUAGCUGUUCAGCUUAAUGCUUAAGUGUUUUGCGUUAUACUCCAGCUUUGAACUAAACAUUCACAAAUUAAGAUAAGUUUGUCUCAGAUAAUGUUGAUCCAUGUAGUCUUUCCUUUCCUUUUGUUGAAAAUGAUUUUUUUUCUCUGUAAAUGACAACAUGAAUAAAAAUUAAGUGUAUUCCAAAUCUGGCUAUGAAUGGAAUAACAUUGGCUAUAUUUAAUAAAUGUAUUAAUGAGUCUGA